Messenger RNA from Mesoplodon densirostris (Blainville's beaked whale), 620 nucleotides. It is a transcript of the gene LY6G6C, whose product is annotated as lymphocyte antigen 6 family member G6C. Gene Ontology annotation, cellular component: external side of plasma membrane; protein-containing complex. NCBI's taxonomy places the organism in Eukaryota, Metazoa, Chordata, Mammalia, Artiodactyla, Ziphiidae. The transcript has 3 exons. Bases 14 to 391 code for a protein of 125 amino acids. The record is from RefSeq and is a predicted model, not a curated record.
CAGGACCCUCACCAUGAAAGGCCUUCUGCUGCUCAUCUUGUCUUCUCUGCUCUGCUGGGUCUCAGCUGACAUUCGCUGUCACUCCUGCUACAAGGUCCCUUUGCUGGGCUGUGUGGACCGGCAGUCCUGCCGCCUGGAACCAGGACAGCAAUGCCUGACAACAAAUGUGUACCUCGGGAAGCUGUGGGUUUUCUCCAACCUACGCUGUGGCACACCAGAAGAGCCCUGUCGGGAGGCCUUCAACCAAACCAACAACAAGCUAGGCCUGACCUAUAACACCACCUGCUGCAACAAGGACAACUGCAAUAACCCAGCCCCUCGGCCCACCCCGGCCCUGGCCCUUGUCCUCCUCACCUCCUUGGCUGGCCUUGGCCUCUGGCUGUUGCAGUGAGGCUCACUCUAUGGCUGCCCCUCCUCCCACCUGCCUUAGCCUGAGCCUCUCUUAUCUUCAUAUCCUCUGCUUCCUUUUGCUCAGAAAAGCAUUUCUCUAGACCCUUCACAUUUCUUUAAUUAGACAGUGGUCCCCCGAUCCAUCCUUCCAUCCCACACCCUCCACUCUGCUUCUCUGGAGUCUCUUUCCAUUUCUCUCGACACCACUCCAGAUCCUCCAUCGUCUCCUA